Hippocampus comes (tiger tail seahorse) is the source of this 2163-nucleotide messenger RNA. RefSeq names its product dihydrouridine synthase 2 (gene dus2). Gene Ontology annotation, cellular component: cytoplasm. Gene Ontology annotation, molecular function: tRNA binding; flavin adenine dinucleotide binding; tRNA dihydrouridine synthase activity. NCBI's taxonomy places the organism in Eukaryota, Metazoa, Chordata, Actinopteri, Syngnathiformes, Syngnathidae. The record is from RefSeq and is a predicted model, not a curated record. The transcript is spliced from 15 exons. Gene Ontology annotation, biological process: tRNA dihydrouridine synthesis.
GAUGACGUCACCCGACCAGGAAGUAAAGGAGCACGCGUCAACUAUCUGCACGAGUGCGGCACAAUUACCUAAUUUGACAUUUUACAUGUCGGGACUCAACUGGACAUGGCUGCCAGGCUGAGCUUCGCAAACAUCACCGCCUUAGCCCCCAUGGUGCGGGUGGGCACGCUGCCCAUGAGGUUGCUAGCGCUGGACUACGGCGCUGACGUGGUCUACUGCGAGGAGCUGAUUGACAUCAAGAUGGUGCAGUGUCACAGGGUGGAAAAUGAGGUUCUACAGACGGUGGAUUUUGUGGCUCCGGAUGAUCGCGUGAUGUUCAGGACGUGUGAAAAGGAAAAGCAGAAAGUCGUCUUCCAAAUGGGUACGGCUGACCCGGAGCGAGCCCUCACCGUGGCCCGACUGGUGGAAAAGGACGUGGCGGCCAUCGACGUGAACAUGGGCUGUCCCAAAGAAUAUUCCACAAAGGGCGGGAUGGGCGCGGCUCUUCUGUCCGAUCCCGACAAGGUUGAGGCUAUCCUCAGGAAGCUGGUCAGCGGAGUGUCUGUACCCGUCACCUGUAAGAUCAGGAUACUGCCCUCGCUGGAGGACACGCUGAGCCUGGCGCGGCGGAUCGAGAAGACGGGCGUGGCCGCCAUCGCCGUGAAACAAGGUUCCGAGUUUGAACGAUGCCCCUUUUUUGGUCUCUUUAAAAAGUUGAUCCGGUAGCUUUGCGGCACUUCGCGGCUUAGACGAUGCAUGUUUGAUUUCAGCGGAGGCUCCCUGGACCUGGUCAAGACCCACGGCGACAUCCGAGCCUUCAAGGAGGCCACGGGCGCCUCGUCCGUCAUGUUGGCGCGAGCCGCCAUGUGGAACCCGUCCAUCUUUCGCAGCGCGGGACUGCUUCCUCUCCACGACGUCAUGAUCCAAUACCUCAAAUAUGCGCUGCGCUACGACAACCACGCCUUCAACAGCAAGUACUGUUUGUGUCAGAUGCUGCGAGACAAAGUGGAGUCGGUCUUGGGGAAACGCGUGCAGGCUGCGCAGACCAACCUGGAACUCAGUGAAGCGUACGGUCUUGAGGACUUGUUCAAAGAGACGCAGACACAGCUGGAGGCUCGCCGCGACGCCCUGCUGAGUCCUGGGUGGCGGCAGGACAACGUCAUCACCAUGGAUGGCGAUGUCACCACCAUGGCCCUCAAGUUUCAACGACGUGAAUAUCCUCCCCAACUAACGCCAAAGAUGUUCCUUCUGGAGUGGAGCCGGCGACAAAAGAUGGAGCAGCCGACAUACCAAACGGUGCAACGUGCGCAGGAUCGAGCCUUCCAGUCCACUGUGACUGUACAAGACAGGAAGUACAGAUCCUCACUCUGGGAGAAGUCAAAGAAGUUUGCUGAGCAGGCGUCCGCCGUGGUUUGUCUGCGCUCUCUGGGAAUUCCAGAAGGCCGCAUCGGCACGGAAAAUGAUGCGUGGCCGCAGAAAAGGAAGAUAGAGGACAACCGCAACGCAGAAGAGAAGAGGAAAAAACGAACGGUGGAUGCUGACGGCGAGCCGGACACCGGCAGCUUGUGAAGACAAAAACGUUCCACGUGGAACCACGUUUGACUUUUUAUUUAUUUUUUCCAUCUCCCAUCAACACAAACUUGCGGAAUCCAGUGGACGACUUGAACAUGGUUUUGAUUAUGUCGGGGAUGAUUUGAAACUCGCACUCAACUGAGGACUUUGAUUUGAUCUCGGGAACUUGAAGUUGUGUGUGACCCAAAAAGUCGAUUGCGUUGUAAGCAUACAAACGGCUGCUCGCUUUUGAUUUUGUAACACGAUUUUGGUUGGAACUUUUGAAGCUUUGGCCCCCAAGCUGCACCUGCAGCGAACAGGGGGCAGCAUCAUUUUGCUUGGGAAAAACCUCGGUUGAGCAGUCAUCCGUUUUCUGCACGUCAACUUAAAGCAUCGAUGGAGAUCAAUAUAUUUUUUACUUAUUUUUAAUUUCAAAUCAUGGAACAGCGUUUGCUGCAUGUAAUUUUUUUUCUUGAGCCCAAAGAACAUUUUUAGGAGGGAGGGGCGUGCUAGAAUGAAGUUUAAUUGCAUGUCGAACAGGAGCCAAGAAGUGUGGUGAACAAAUUCUUAAGAGACUACAUGGAAACAGAUUUAACACUGAUGAAAAGAAAGGUGAAGAGAGACUAAAAAAAA